Molecule: messenger RNA, 3773 nt
Organism: Cimex lectularius (bed bug)
Lineage: Eukaryota; Metazoa; Arthropoda; Insecta; Hemiptera; Cimicidae
Gene: Taf2
Product: transcription initiation factor TFIID subunit 2
Exons: 19
Coding region: 125-3673 (1182 amino acids)
Biological process (GO): transcription initiation at RNA polymerase II promoter
Cellular component (GO): transcription factor TFIID complex
Molecular function (GO): transcription cis-regulatory region binding; zinc ion binding; chromatin binding
Source: RefSeq, a predicted model, not a curated record
UUUUAUGUUAGGAUUAUGUUUGCUACCUUCCUAGCUCUAGUUGUCACCACUUCACCAGUAUCAAAAGCUAGUUUUUGAUUUUUGAUCAAACCGUCUUCUCUUUUGACCAUUUUCAUGUAGUACAAUGAAAAAAGAGAGGACGGGAGAUAACGUGCGUCCUUUUAAAUUAGCACACCAAAUAGUCAGCCUUACAGGUAUCAACUUUCAAAGGAGGAGCAUUAUAGGUGUGGUUGAAUUGACUAUAGUCCCUUUGAAAGAAAACCUCCGGAUCUUAAAACUAAAUGCAAAACAGUGUAGGAUUUAUAGGGUGUGCAUUAAUGAUACGAUUGAAGCUCCAUUUCAGUACUUCGAUCCAUUUUUAGACAUUACACAUGGCGAUGAUAAAGAGAGGAGUUUGGAAUUUUUUUCUAAAUCCCAUUUGAAUGCUGCACUUCAAAUCGAUCCUGACAAUAAUGGAGGGGAACUUGUUAUUACUAUUCCACCAGAGGCGGCCAAUUUGGUUGUCGAAGGUAAAAACUUUAGGCUCGGCGUUGAAUUCAGCUUGGAACAACCCCAAGGCGGAGUUCAUUUCGUCAUACCCGAAGGGGAAGGAACACUAGCAGAAAGAGGUGCUCACAUGUUCACCUACUGUUAUGAAAAUUCGUCGAGGCUUUGGUUCCCAUGCGUAGACAGCUUUGCAGAACCUUGCACAUGGAGGCUGGAAUUCACAGUGGACGAAAACAUGACGGCUGUGUCCUGUGGCGAUUUGAUUGAAGUUGUUUAUACACCAGACAUGAGAAGGAAGACUUUCUACUACAGCCUCAACGUUCCCGCAGCCGCUCCAAACAUCGCUCUCGCCGUUGGACCUUUUGAAAUAUUCGUUGAUCCUUAUAUGCAUGAAGUGACCCACUUUUGUUUGCCCGGAUUGAUGGAAAAUCUGAAAGUUUCCGCACGUUACAUGCACGAGGCUUUUGAGUUCUAUGAAGAGACUCUUGCCAAUCGUUAUCCUUAUCCUUGCUAUAAACAAGUUUUUGUUGAUGAAACUGAUGUGCCCAUUUCUGCUUAUACAACUAUAAGCAUUCUAAGUACAAAUCUUCUUCACUCUGCGUCAAUUAUUGACCAGGCUUAUAUUACAAGAACGGCAAUGGCACAAGCGGUGGCCGAGCAGUUUUUUGGCUGUUUUAUCUCAAUGCAAAACUGGUCAGAUGCUUGGCUCCCAAAGGGAAUCUCGACCUACCUUUGCGGUCUUUAUUCAAAAAAGUGUUUCGGAAAUAACGCAUACAGAGAAUGGAUUCAGAAGGAUUUACAAGAUGUUGUUAAAUAUGAAGAGGAAUUUGGUGGAAUAAUAAUGGAUCCUAGUCAACCACCGGCAUCAUUACCAGUCCCUUCUCCAGCGCCUAGUGUCGCGCCAAAACCAGUCGAUCCAGGUUUUCACUUUCCAUUCAAAAAUCUUUACACGGUUUCACCCUUGUAUAUGGAUGUCAUGAGAAAAAAGGCUCAAUUGGUUAUUAGGAUGCUUGAACACAGAAUUGGCUAUGAGCUUCUUCUUCAGGUAUUAAAUAAACAUUUGUCACUGGCAUGUAAUGCAUCAACACAAAAACUAUCAUCAGGUCAAUGGUCGCAUAUGCUGAUCAGCACAAAUACAUUUGCUAAAGCGAUUUUCACAGUUACUGGUAAAGACAUGGCUGUUUUUAUAGACCAGUGGGUGAGAACAGGCGGCCAUGCAAAAUUUCAUCUACAAUUUGUUUUUAAUAGAAAAAGAAAUACCGUUGAGUUGGAGAUCAGGCAAGAUGCAAUAACGCAAAAAGGAAUAAGGAAAUAUUUAGGCCCUUUACUCGUCACGAUCCAAGAGCUUGAUGGAACUUUUAGGCACACGCUUCAGAUCGAAGGGACUAUAGCAAAAGCCGACAUCACCUGCCAUUCUAAGAGCAGGAGAAACAAAAAGAAAAAAAUACCCCUUUGCACUGGGGAAGAGGUCGAUAUGGAUCUAUCUGCUAUGGACUCAGACUCUCCAGUUUUAUGGAUUCGACUUGAUCCAGACAUGACUCUGGUUCGAUCGUGCAAUAUAGAUCAACCAGACUAUCAAUGGCAGUAUCAGCUGCGCCAUGAGAGAGAUGUGACUGCUCAGUUUGAAGCGAUAGCAGCUUUGGAAAGGUUUCCAACACCGUCUUCUCGAGUCGCUCUCACAGAUACUAUAGAAAAUGAACAAACUUAUGUCAAAGUUAGAUGUGCAGCAUCACACUGUUUGACUAAAGUUGCAAAUUCAAUGGUAGCAAAUUGGGCAGGACCUCCAGCGAUGUUGGCCAUAUUUAGAAAACUUUUUGGCUCAUUUUCCUGUCCCCAUAUUAUAAAACAAAACAACUUUCAAAAUCUCCAGCAUUACUUUUUACAGAAGACGAUACCUAUGGCAAUGGCAGGAUUAAGAAAUACGCAUGGCAUUUGUCCUCCUGAAGUUAUUAAGUUUCUUUUAGACCUUUUCAAAUACAAUGAUAACAGUAAAAACAAAUUUUCUGACAAUUAUUACCGAGCAGCUUUAAUAACUGCACUCGGUGAGACAGUGACACCAGUGAUAUCGGUUGUUCAACAAGGUACAGAAAUAACUGCAGAAUCCUUGUCGCCGGAUACCAAACUUGUGCUGGAAGAAAUAACAAGGAAUUUGAAUCUUGAGAAACUUUUACCUUGUUACAAAUUGACCGUUACGGUUGCCUGCCUCAAAGCGAUCAGGAAACUGCAAAGAUUUGGCCAUCUUCCAAGCAACCCCAACCUUUUCAGAACUUAUGCAGCUUAUGGACAAUUUGUUGAAGUAAGAUUGUGUGCAUUGGACGCAUUGGUCGAUUACACAGUUGUCGACGGAAAAUGGAACGAUCUGGAAUUUUUGUUGGAGACGGCCGAAGAGGAUCCUGAUCCUGGUGUACGGUUUGCCUUGGUGAGAAUGCUCUGUGAAAAGCCACCUUUUCGUAAACAACUUUCGAAGCCUCACCUCGACAGGCCUGAGCUUGUACAUAGGAUUUGGAAACUUUUCAAUUGUAUGCUGUCUCAUGACACAAGAAUGCGAUGCAGUUUUGUUGAUCUGUAUUACACUUUAUAUGGUGUGAAAAAGCCAAUAUGCCUCCCAGUGUGUGAUAUACCAGGACUUUCAAAAAUCAAAAGUCCCCCUCAUGAGGAGGCGUCAACAUCAAUUGCGCCUGGAAUAAAACGGAAGGCAGCGUCACCUAUGCAAAAAGAGGAACCUGCUGUUGAUGAUUUGGGAAUUGUUACACCACAAGUUCCUGUUAAGGACGAUAACAAAAAAAUAAAGACUGAAAAAGGAGCAGGAGGAAAAUCUGAUUACUUUUCAGACAAUUCGGCAUCCUUACCUGGCCUGACUGGCGUUAGAGGGCCUACUGGAUUUGAACCUGGAAUGUUCAAAAAAGAAGAUCUAGACAAAUCUGAAAAUCCAUCUAAGGGCAAGAAGAAGAAAAAAGACAAAAAGAAGCAUAAACACAAGCAUAAGCAUAAACACGAACAUAAGCACAAAGAGAAAAAGGACAAAGACAAAGAGAAGGAUAAGGACAAGGAAAAAGAAAAGGACAAAGAUAAAGAGAAGGAUGCUGACAAGAAUGUAAAAAUAAAAAAAGAAGAAACGUUAAGUUCUGACAGUUCUACAGCUAGUCCAACGCCAACAAACUUCGUCAAUGUUGAAUUUCCAUUUUAAAAUAAUUAGUUUAUUUUCCCCCAAUUUUAAAUAUUAUAUGUAUAGAACUUUUUUUUUUGUAAAAUUUAUUUUAUGCUAAAUAAGAAGACGUUUACUAUAA